AUGGCAACCACUCCGCUUGUAAGCUUCACCGAAGCCCCCAUUUGGCCACUCGGUAUGAUAUUACUUCCCGUGCGAGCCGGUUCCCGAGUGAUAGAUGUAGAGUUUGUAGUGGUCAACUCACCAAGCCCUUAUAACAUUAUCCUCGAUCAGGCCUGGCUACAUGGAAUGAAGGCAGUUGCUUCCACCCUUCACCAAGUCAUGAAGUUCAUUGGAUGGAAUGGUUGGCAAGAGAGCCUCCGAGGAGAUCAAGUCCAAUCCAAGAAAUGUUAUAUCAGCACUGUGACAAACAAACCAAGCUUCCUAGAGGUACAGUGUGUAGAGAUGCCCGACGUCCCUGUACUUGAGGAUGUGGGUUUGCCCGCCGAGCAGAGAUCAACCGAAGAGCUCGUGCGGAUGCCUAUUACCGAAGAUGGUGGGCGGUACUUUCUUGUUGGCAGUUCCUUAGACGAGGCCGAGCGUAUAGAGAUGUUACAAUUCCAUAAAAAGAACAUCAAAGUGUUUGCUUGGACUCCUCAGGAAAUGCCAGGUGUAGACCCCUCGUUCGCUUCUCACUCCCUUAACGUUGAUUCAAAUAGAAAACCAGUGGUACAAAAGGUCCGACGCUCGGCGGCAGUGCACGUUGAGGUAGUGAGGACAGAAGUAGAUCAACUGUUGAAGGCUGGGGCAAUUCGGGAGAUUUUAUACCCAACUUGGCUCGCUAACCCUGUUGUCGUACCAAAAAAGAAUGGAAAGUUGAGAGUUUGGGUUGACUAUACAAACCUCAAUGAUGCUUGUCCGAUGGAUCGCUUCCCACUUCCUGGGAUAGAACAGAUGGUUGACGCUAUCGCGGGAUACGAGUGA
Molecule: messenger RNA, 840 nt
Organism: Rhododendron vialii
Lineage: Eukaryota; Viridiplantae; Streptophyta; Magnoliopsida; Ericales; Ericaceae
Exons: 1
Coding region: 1-840 (279 amino acids)
Source: RefSeq, a predicted model, not a curated record